GGUUUUUUGGAGGGUCACAUGACGCUCGUGACCGCUCAUGUGACUGCACUGAUGGCUGCUUGGUUAAUGCUAGUGUUAUUCUUGGGCCCCGUUACCGGGGAGGCGGUAAAAUCGCAAGUGUCCGUGGUCCUGGACCCUGCCACGGGCCAGCUCUCGAUAGUGCCCGAGAAGAAGGCUGAGGCUGUGGCCUGGGCGGAGCUCAAGGAUGGUGUUCAGGAAAACGGAUGGGCGGUUCUGGAGCUGGAAACUAAUGGCGCUUAUAAUGACUCGGUCCAGGCUUAUGCUGCAGGGGUGGCCGAAGCUGCUGUCACUCAGAGGCUAAUUUACAUGCAUUGGAUGAACACCAUGAUGGGUUACUGUGGUCCUUACAAGUAUCAGGCUCCGUUCUGUGAGAGACUUAGGUCUUAUCUGGAGACUAAUUUGGACUGGAUGCAACAACAGAUUGAAAAGGGACAGGAUCCUGUGUAUUGGCACCAGGUCCACCUUGCAUUACUUCAACUCAAAGGCCUUGAGGACAGUUACAAUGGGCGAAUCUCCUUUCCGCUUAAGAGAUUCACUCUCAGUCCAUUUGGCUUCCUACUUUUCCAACUUGGGGGAGACUUAGAGGAUCUGGAAGGUGCUUUUAACAAGACGGAUGUGCUUAAAGACCUGGGCUCAGGUUCCUGCUCAGCCCUUAUUAAACUUCUGCCAGGCAACAAAGAUCUCCUGGUGUCUCAUGAUACCUGGAACACAUACCAAUCAAUGCUGCGAAUUAUCAAGAAAUAUACUCUGCCAUAUCGCACUUCACCCAAUGGGGGUCCCACCGUUCCUGGUUGGGUUCAAACAUUCUCCUCCUAUCCUGGCACCAUCUUCUCUGGAGAUGACUUCUACCUUUUGAGCAGUGGUCUGGUGACCCUGGAGACAACGAUAGGGAAUAGUAAUCCACAGCUUUGGAAGUAUAUCCAACCAGAGGGCUCUGUCUCAGAGUGGCUGCGCAAUAUUGUGGCUAACAGACUGGCUGCUAGUGGACAGGAGUGGGCUGCCGUUUUUGAGAAGUUCAAUAGUGGGACCUAUAAUAACCAGUGGAUGAUUGUGGAUUACAAUAAAUUCCGUGCUGGACAGACAAAGGCUCCUGCCGGCAUCCUCACCGUUCUAGAACAAUUACCUGGUAUGGUGGUGAAAGCUGAUAAAUCAGAUGAACUUUACAAAAGUGGAUACUGGGCCAGCUACAACAUCCCCUAUUUUAAGGAAAUAUUUAAUGCGAGUGGACAGCCAGAAUUGGUGGAAAAGUAUGGUGACUGGUUUACCUAUGACCGGAAUCCUAGAGCUCAGAUAUUUCGCAGAAACCAAACCAACGUGCAGGAUUUGAAUUCCAUGAUCCAGCUUAUGCGGUACAAUGACUAUCUGCACGAUCCUCUCUCACUUUGUUUGAGUUGUAACCCCCAGCCAAAUGGGGAGAACUCUAUCUCUGCUCGCUCAGAUCUGAACCCUGCUAACGGUACCUAUCCAUUUGGCGCACUGCGACAACGGCAACAUGGAGGCACAGACAUGAAGGUUACCUCCUACGAUAUGGCCAAGGUGUACCAGAUGGUGGCUGUGAAUGGCCCAACGUGGGACCAAGUCCCUCCAUUUCAGUGGAGCACAUCUCCAUUCAGCAAUCUCAUGCACAUGGGUCACCCAGACCUCUGGAAAUUCUCACCUAUCCUCAUUACCUGGGACUGAAGUGUUAACUGAAGCAAUAUCUUCCAGUGGCUGUCUCCUCUUUCACUGGUGCUUUAUGAGCAAUCGCUGCUGGUUAGAAAGUGGUAUGAUUUCCAUGUAAAACUACUCUCAUGACAUCAUUCAGAAUUAUAAAUCAUUGCAUCAUCGGCAAAGAGCUAUUUUAAUAAAGGGACAUGUUAUUUUUCAAAGCAAUGUGGAUAAUAAAGGGAUGACAGUGUUAC
Molecule: messenger RNA, 1922 nt
Organism: Spea bombifrons (plains spadefoot toad)
Lineage: Eukaryota; Metazoa; Chordata; Amphibia; Anura; Pelobatidae
Gene: PLBD2
Product: phospholipase B domain containing 2
Exons: 12
Coding region: 19-1701 (560 amino acids)
Biological process (GO): phospholipid catabolic process
Cellular component (GO): extracellular region
Molecular function (GO): glycerophospholipase activity
Source: RefSeq, a predicted model, not a curated record